This is a messenger RNA of Sardina pilchardus (European sardine), 2123 nucleotides long. RefSeq lists its product as uncharacterized. The transcript has 5 exons. Gene Ontology annotation, biological process: cell-cell adhesion. The record is from RefSeq and is a predicted model, not a curated record. Gene Ontology annotation, molecular function: cell adhesion molecule binding. Bases 45 to 698 code for a protein of 217 amino acids. Gene Ontology annotation, cellular component: plasma membrane; cell-cell junction. NCBI's taxonomy places the organism in Eukaryota, Metazoa, Chordata, Actinopteri, Clupeiformes, Clupeidae.
UGACGAUUAUCAUCAUUGCCUGAACCGGUGCAGGACUAUCUUCUAUGGCGAAUAGGCUUCCACUACAGUAUCUGAGUUUGUGUGGAAUUCUGCUCUAUCUUACACGUGGAGAUGAAGUGAUUUCCAUCAGUAAGCAUCUGAAGGAGAAUGUUACGCUGCACUGUAACACAUCUGGCAGGAUGGUAACAAGAAUCAGAUGGCUAAAGGAUGGAAACGAGAGGUUUACAUAUAGCUCAGUAGUGAACAGAACCAUAACAAGCUUCACUUCAAAAAGGAUAAGUGUUGAUCCUACUACUAUGAUGCUGCAUAUAUCUGAUGUGCAAGUAUCUGAUGAGGGAAUAUACAUGUGUGAGGUAUCAAGCAAUUCAGGACCCAUGAGGACAAGAACAUGGAACAUAACCAUUCUUCAACUUCAACCAACUCCAGUCUCACCAGGUCCAUCCCAACUACAUCAUCCCAUGAUCUACAUCAGUACUGCUGCCAUAUCAGGGACCAUCAUUAUCAUCAUCUGUAGCAUAUUAUGUAUUUACAGGAUAAGGAAAAGGAAAAACAGUUCUGGGGGGCAGGAAUCAAGACCAAACGGAUCAAGAGAAGGGCAGGAUAUUGACAUAUCACAACAAAGGCAAGGCCACAGGAUAAGCAGACAGAGCAGCCAGUAUUUUGAGAGAUACAACUCUGUAUAUGGUAUUAUGACCUAGGGGUAAGGCCACAACAAAAGAGUUGAGAGGUUGGAUUUUAACUAAAAUAUGGAUUUAUUAACCAAAUCAAAUAAACGAAUAGCAAACAAACAACAAAGAGUGUGAGAUGGGUCCAAGUCAGUUGUCAGUAAUGUAUAGAUGUUGUGUGUUUGCAAUGUGUCUGAGUGCUGUGUUGCAUGUCCAAAACCCAAUGUCAAAAUGGCCCUCCCAAGGGGAGACGAAGCAGACUUCUUAUCUGCACACCUCAGGUGCAGCCCAUCAGCUCGUUAGGUUGUGAGCACACAUGCAAUCAAAUAGAGAGCACAAACGAGCAAAAGGCCCAACAGACCAUCACAAUUGACAGUUCUGAAGUAUGUCUUUUUAAAAAAUAUAUGUAUAUGUAUAUAUAUACAGUAUUAUAUCACAUUUAGCUGACACUGUAGUCCAAAGUGACUUUCAUAUGUCAAUUGUAUUACAAGGGAUUACAUUGUCCGUUGAAGAACUUGGGGUUGAGUGUGUUUUUUCAAGGGCACAAUGGAAGCCGGGAAUUGACCCCACAACUUUAAGGCUACUGCACACAAGCCCAGCUCCUUAGACACUAUACACUGUGAGUGUGACGGACAAACAUGGUCAUGAAGCUAGAUGUUUUCUCUCACUAUAUAGAAAUUAAUCGAAACAGAAGACUUUAGCCACACACAAGUUUGUGGAAUUGAGCAGAGAACUGAAAAGUGGUGUUGAAGUACCUACACCUACAGUGCUGCAUCACCAAAGACAGAUAAUUGAAGACAAACUUCACAAUAAGUUAGCUCAAUGGACUUGCAUUGUUCAAAUCAGAAUAUCUGUUUUAGACAAAUUUGAAUAAGCUGUAGUGAUGUCAUCUAAUGAGCAACAUGACUUCUAUUCAAAUUUGAAUACUCCAUGCUGUAGAAUGACGACAGCGUAGCACUAUGUUGAUCCACCUCUUCACAGAGCCACAAAGUUGUAUGCCAAAGUGACUGAGGCUAAAGGCGGCAAGCAUGCUAUCAUUCAAUCAGACUGCCAAGUUUGACUACCACCUAUUCAGGCCUGUGAUAGGGUAUAAAAAUGCUAAGGCUAGUAGUUGUGAUAUAAAUUCUGUGCUGUCACUGCUGCCCUUGCAUUGCUCUGGGGAGACUGGCCCUGUAAUAAUUGCUGUUUGUAAGUUACUUUGGUUGAAAGUGUUAGCCAAAUUAAUAAAUAAUGGGAAAAGAAACUCUUCAGGCACAAUAUUAUUAUAGUAUUAUUAUAUAAUUGUGAUGUUAUUACAGUUGAUGUUAGCAUGCUAGCAUAUUUAUUGACAUUACACCAAAACUGUUCCUCUUAAUGCAAUUAUAUUUUAAUUUAUUUUUAGUGAUCUAAAUGAACAUUCUUGUAUAUUGCACAUUUAUGCUAUUAAGUAAGCUUACCAUACAGUAUGCUACAAUAAAA